Messenger RNA from Papilio polytes (common Mormon), 726 nucleotides. Its product is annotated as cuticle protein 19-like. Gene Ontology annotation, cellular component: extracellular matrix. The record is from RefSeq and is a predicted model, not a curated record. Bases 25 to 654 code for a protein of 209 amino acids. Lineage: Eukaryota; Metazoa; Arthropoda; Insecta; Lepidoptera; Papilionidae. The transcript is spliced from 3 exons.
UACAAGCACUGUAAAAGAAUAAUCAUGUUUACCAAAAUCCUAGCUUUGAGCGCCGUUCUGGCGGUGUCUGCGGCGGGUCUUCUGCCCCAGGCUUACUACUCCUCAGCCGCGGCCGUCUCCUCCCAGAGCAUAGUGCGCCACGACCAACCUCAGGCUAUUCACGCCACUCCCGUUGCCAUCCACGCUGCUCCCAUCGCUUACCAAGCCGCUCCCAUCGCUACCUACGCUGCCCCUGCCCGUAUCUCCGCCGGACAUGCUGUCUCCUCUCAGACCAUCCUGCGUCACGAGCAGCCACGUGCCGCCUACGGCAUCGCUCCCCUAGCAUACGCCGCCGCGCCCGCUCAUUACUCGACACCACUCAUCAGCCACGCCGCCCCCGCUGCUAGGAUCAUCGCCGCACAUCAGGACGAAUACGCUCACCCCAGAUACGACUUCGCGUACUCCGUGGCCGACGGACACACCGGCGACAACAAGUCACAGCACGAGAGCCGCGACGGUGAUGUUGUGCACGGUGAUUACUCGCUCCUCGAAGCUGACGGUUCAGUGCGCACUGUGCAGUACACUGCUGAUGCCCACAAUGGAUUCAACGCUGUCGUCAGCCACUCUGCGCCAGGACACCACGCCGCCCCAGCACAUGCUCUCGCCCAUUAUUAGACUAAAUUAAGACCAAGACAUAAUUGUUACUAUUUAUUAAACAAAAUUAAAGAAAUGUUUAGUAGGAAUUAA